This is a messenger RNA of Erythranthe guttata (spotted monkey flower), 2038 nucleotides long. RefSeq names its product MLO-like protein 11. Gene Ontology annotation, cellular component: membrane. NCBI's taxonomy places the organism in Eukaryota, Viridiplantae, Streptophyta, Magnoliopsida, Lamiales, Phrymaceae. The record is from RefSeq and is a predicted model, not a curated record. Gene Ontology annotation, biological process: defense response.
AAAAAGAAAAAAAGAAUGUAAGAGCAAAAAAUUAGAUUCUGUUUGAUCAUACAGUUGUCAAACAAGGUGAAACCCCCAUUGAAGCUUUUGCAGAGUGUUUUAGGUUUAGUUAAGAAUGUCUGAAUCCGAGGCUAAAGCAAUGUCGGAAGAUGCAAAGGAGAUGAGAUCCUUGGCAUUGACUCCCACUUGGUCCAUUGCUUCCGUAUUGACCGUUUUCGUCGUCGUUUCUCUGCUUGUUGAGCGCUCCAUUCACCACUUGGGUAAUUGGUUGAAGAAAACCGAUAGGAAACCUCUGCUAGCAGCUAUGGAGAAAAUGAAGGAAGAAUUGAUGCUUCUUGGCUUCAUAUCACUCCUCCUUACAGCAACUUCAAGCCUUAUAUCUAAUUUUUGCAUACCGUCAAAGUACUACCAUAGUGCGUUUGUGCCGUGCACUAGGCAAGACGUUGAAGAGGAAAGGGCAAAUAACACCUUGAAAGAUCGUAAACUCUUGAUGGCCUUAACUGAUCCUCAACCGUAUAGGAGAAUUCUGAGUGAUCUAAACAUCAACACCUGCCGAAAGCAUCAUGAACCAUUUGUUUCUUACGAAGGCCUUGAGCAACUCCACCGAUUCAUCUUUGUUAUGGCAAUUACACAUGUAUCUUACAGCUGCUUAACAAUGUUGCUCGCAAUUGUUAAGAUCCACAGUUGGAGAGGAUGGGAGGAUGAGGCUCACAGAGACCGAUACAAUUCAUUGAAUGAAAUCACCAAAGCGUUGACAAUGCAAAGGCAAGCGUCCUUUGUCAGAGUUCAUACAUCGAACCGUAGAGACAAUAACAGAUUUCUUGUUUGGGUGACUUGUUUUAUCCGACAAUUCGGGCGUUCGGUGGUCCGUGCAGAUUACCUUACACUCCGCCAUGGGUUCAUCACGAACCACAACCUUACACCAAACUAUGAUUUUCACAGCUACAUGAUUCGAUCCAUGGAAGAAGAAUUUCAAUGUAUAGUCGGCGUUAGUGCCCCCCUCUGGGGAUUUGUUGUAGCUUUUAUGCUGUUCAAUGUGAAAGGGUCUAAUCUCUAUUUCUGGAUUUCAUUAGUUCCUUUCACGCUUGUCCUAUUAGUGGGCACAAAACUGCAGCAUGUUAUAGCAACCUUGGCAUUAGAGAGUGUGGGAAUAAGCGGGAGUUUUUCUCGACCUAGGUUUAAACUUCGUAACGAAUUGUUUUGGUUUAAUAAGCCGGAACUAUUAUUGUCCUUAAUUCAUUUUAUCCUUUUCCAGAAUGCAUUUGAGCUUGCUUCUUUCUUUUGGUUCUGGUGGCAGUUUGGGUAUAACUCGUGCUUCAUAAAGAACCAUUUCCUCGUCUAUCUACGACUAGUUUUGGGGUUUGCAGGGCAAUUUUUAUGCAGCUACAGCACUUUGCCACUCUAUGCGUUAGUUACUCAGAUGGGAACAAACUACAAAGCAGCACUAAUCCCAAACAAUGUACGAGAGACAAUUCAUGGAUGGGGUAAAGCAGCUAGGAGAAGGCGGAGAUUAGGCGGUUUUGGAGAGGAUUCGACAGUUCACAGUCACACAGACACGAGCACGGUUAUUUCAGUUGAAGAAUACGAAGAUGAAUUCCUAGAUAGCCCUCGAUUCGGGCCUAAAACUGCAGGUGCAGAAAUCGAGCUACAGCACCCGAACACUAUUUUCAUCAAUGAUGAGAUUUCCGGCCGGGCUGGUACGACUCUGCAUAGGCCCUCCUCUUCCAUAUCUCCACCGGGGCCUGAUUUGGUACAAAGAUCGUCCUCAUUGCCACGGUAAUAGAUAAUGUAUUUACACAGUUAAUUAUUAUUUAUAGACUCGUAGUUGACAUAUAAUUAUUGUUAUAGAUGGAAAAAGAAAAGGGCAUCGAUCGAUAAGCUGAUGUUGUUGUAUGAGAAAUCUUUCAUAUUUUUUUUCUUCACUCAAGUGUGAAUGAAUAUCGUACAGUUAUUUGUAAUGAAGUAGCCUAUAAUGUGUACUUGUUGAGUAGAUUCGAGCCAUGUGUGACAAACUCUAUCUAAAAAAGUUUGGUUAUAG